This is a messenger RNA of Varanus komodoensis (Komodo dragon), 1029 nucleotides long. RefSeq names its product olfactory receptor 10AC1-like. Gene Ontology annotation, biological process: G protein-coupled receptor signaling pathway. The transcript has a single exon. The coding region runs from base 1 to 1029 and encodes 342 amino acids. The record is from RefSeq and is a predicted model, not a curated record. Gene Ontology annotation, molecular function: G protein-coupled receptor activity; olfactory receptor activity. Gene Ontology annotation, cellular component: membrane. Lineage: Eukaryota; Metazoa; Chordata; Lepidosauria; Squamata; Varanidae.
AUGGAGAGGAGUAACCACACCUCACCUGGGGCAACCAUGCAGUUCCUGCUGCUUGGUUUCUCGGACCUGCUGGGUCUGCGGGCCCUCCUCUUUUGCUGCUUCCUCGCGGUCCACCUGGCCACCCUGGCAGGAAACCUCCUCAUCCUCUUGGCGGUGGCCGCCGAGGCCCCCCGCCCCCCCAUGCUCCUCUUCCUCGGCCAGCUCUCUGCCAUCGAAUGCUGCUACACCCUGGUCAUCGCCCCCAGGGCGCUGGCUGACCUGGCCAGCAUGGGCACCAGCACCAUUUCCCUCGUGGGCUGUGCCACCCAGAUGCAUUGCUUCGUGGCCUUGGGAGGGGCCGAAUGCUUCCUGCUGGUGGCCAUGUCCUACGACCGCUACGUGGCCAUCUGCUGGCCGCUGCGCUACACGGCCGUGAUGAGCCAGGCGGUCUGCCUCCGGCUCGCUCUCCUCUGCUGCCUCGGCGGCUUCGCGGUCUCCCUGGGGCUGACGGUGGCGGUCUUCCAGCUGCCCUUCUGCGGCUCCCACCGCAUCAACCACUUCUUCUGUGACAUCCCCGCCCUCCUCCACCUGGCCUGCACGAGGCGCUACAGCAGCGAGCUUCCGCUCCUCGCAGCCUGCGUGCUCCUGCUGCUGCUGCCCUUCCUCCUCAUCCUCGCCUCCUACGCUUGCAUCACCGGGGCAGUGCUGCGGAUCCGUGGCUCCUCUGGCCGGAGCAAGGCAUUCUCUACCUGCGCCUCACACCUGGCUGUCACAUCCCUACACUACGGCUGUGCCACCUUCAUGUAUGUCCGGCCCAAGUCCAACUACUCUCCAGGCCGGGACAAGAUGGUGGCGCUCAUCUACACAAACAUCACUCCCCUGCUGUACCCGCUGAUCUACAGUCUCAGGAACAAAGAAGUCAAAGGAGCAGUGAGAAAGCUGCUGAAAAAGAGACUGGCGCAGCCAGCUGGGAUCCCUUCAAGCAGGGGCCUGCACAGUUCGGGAGCCGCUGGACCAGGAGGCAGGAAUGCAAGGACUGCUGUAUGUUGA